This is a messenger RNA of Aspergillus saccharolyticus JOP 1030-1, 1032 nucleotides long. RefSeq lists its product as uncharacterized. The transcript is spliced from 3 exons. NCBI's taxonomy places the organism in Eukaryota, Fungi, Ascomycota, Eurotiomycetes, Eurotiales, Aspergillaceae. The coding region runs from base 1 to 1032 and encodes 343 amino acids. The record is from RefSeq and is a predicted model, not a curated record.
AUGGUGCUGGCCGCUUGGUGCCGCCUCGUCCCGACAGAGUGGCAAUCGCCGGAUCAUAUUCUGUUAGGCGACGCUCUGGAGUUGAAAGGGGUGGCCGGAAAAGCAAGACCAGCCAAGGACGUGCGCUUUGCACUGCCCAACGGCUUGGAGCUAACGUACGGGGAGAUCAACGCCUUGGCCGGGGACUUUUACGGGACUUGGGACCCGAUUAGCGAUCCAGAUGAUCCUGGUGAAAGAACCAAUCGCUUUAACCGUGCCUGGGAAACACUAGCUCUUGGAGGCGACGGCCUAAAAGAGGAGGCAGGUAGUAUACUCGCGAUCAUCUACCAGCAAAAAGCGGCUGUUGAGCAACGGAUCCAAGCCGGGCAAAGCCCAGCGGACGCUUAUGAGGCUGUAUACGUGGAUGACCCCAAGUGGGACUGGAAGUUUGAAAGUAUAACAGAUGGGCGCAAAGGUCUCGGGCUUCCAACCUAUGUGAACCUCGCUGCGGUCGACUGGGACCACUUCGGCGCGGAUGCCCGUCUUGCCUACCAAGUCGGCCAUGACGCGGCGGUCGCCCACGCCUAUCAGACCGGCGACCUCAUGACGGCAUAUGCGAAAAACGCUUUUGCCGAUCACUUCCUGCAAGACUCUUUCUCGGCGGGCCAUGUGCGAACUCCACGGCGGGCGUUGCACGCGGGGGACGACUAUGAUAUAGAUUUUAAGGCCAAGGUCAUGCACGAUGAAGACGGCGCCCACGGUCUGGUGGUGUCCACGGCCGGCUCCUACUCACAAUCAUGGACAAUGUACGGAGAUAAUAGUUUCUUGGAGCCGGCCAACGAUGACAAUCGCCAGCGCUGCUUAGACGCCCUGCAGACGUCUGCUGACGAGGUUUUUGAGGCCUGGUGGACUAAGGAAAAUGUGAGGCGCUAUGGCGCACUGGAUUUUCUCCCGACAUUGGAAUCUGCCUUCAAAGCACCGAACGACCAGCCCCUAUACCACAUCCACGCACGGGAGGGCUGUGAACUGUGUGGCAAUAAAGUGCAGGGGUAG